Messenger RNA from Epinephelus moara (kelp grouper), 3309 nucleotides. It is a transcript of the gene tmem214, whose product is annotated as transmembrane protein 214. NCBI's taxonomy places the organism in Eukaryota, Metazoa, Chordata, Actinopteri, Perciformes, Serranidae. Gene Ontology annotation, cellular component: endoplasmic reticulum; Golgi apparatus. Bases 111 to 2174 code for a protein of 687 amino acids. The transcript has 17 exons. The record is from RefSeq and is a predicted model, not a curated record.
GAUUGGAGCAGUUCAGAGCGAGUCGUCCUGUUUCAUUCAGUAGCAGGGAGGAAGGCGGCAGGAAGACACGGUACCCCGACCUAAGUAACACCCCAAUCUGGACCAGAGACAUGGCUUCGAAUAAUGGCUCCGUCGGCAAAUGGGAGGUAGUGAAGAAAGGGAAGAAGAAUAACAGCAGCAGCGCAGGAGCAGCGAAGAACACGAGUGACAAGAAACCCGGCAGCGGGGGAAGGAAAGCCCUGGGCGAAUCUAACCAGCCGUCCAGACCACCCCUGAAGAUGUCAGAGACUCUGUUCGACGGCUUUGAGAAGAUGGGGAAGAAACAGAACAAGGAGCAGGUUCCACCGCCAGCCGAGCCCGACAACAAGAAGCCCUCAUCAACAAAACCAUCCAAGAAACCAAACUCCAGCAGUGCAGUCACCCCCUCGACUCAUAAGACCCUCGAGGAAGCCUUCAAAAGUUUGGAUAUCGCAGACCUGAAGCAGCAGUUGGCCCGCAGUCAGACCUUGUUUCCAGAAAACCCAUCAGUGUGGGUCAAAGACCUGGCAGGAUACCUCAACCUCAAUCUGACUGCACCAGAGACUGAGCCCACACUCAGCAGCUAUACCCAUGACUACCCAUACUGCCUUUCAGGAAAAGAGCUAAAGGGUGUGAUCAAAGGCCUCAUCGGACGCUGCAGCGACAUUCUGCCAGAUUUCUUCGACCACUGUGUUUAUACUAUGCUCAGGGAGCUGGACAGACAGUCAGGAGAACCUCUGCAUGGCUACAGAGUUUGCAUCCAGGCAAUCCUACAGGAUAAACCCCGGAUAGCCACCCAAAACCUGCCAGAGUAUUUGGAGUUGCUGCGAUCAGUUCAGAAUCGUCCUGUGAAGUGUCUGACCAUCAUGUGGGCUCUCGGCCAAGCUGGAUUUUAUGACCUCAGCCAGGGACUAAGAGUGUGGCUGGGUAUCAUGCUUCCUGUGUUGGGAGUGAAGUCCUUGUCUUCGUAUGCCAUCGCAUAUCUGGAGAGACUUCUCCUACUUCAUGCAAACCUGACAAAAGGAUUUGGCAUCAUGGGUCCGAAAGAAUUCUUUCCUUUACUGGAUUUUGCCUUCAUGCCCAAGAACGCCCUGCCUUCAAGUCUGCAGGAGCAGCUGAGGCGUCUGUACCCUCGACUGAAGGUCCUCGCAUUUGGAGCCAAACCUGAGAGCACGUUACACACAUACCUGCCAUCAUUUCUGUCCAGAGCCACACCACACUGUCCAGAUGAUAUGAAGAGAGAGUUGCUCAGCAGUAUGACAGAGUGUUUGUGUGUAGAUGUCCAGAGUCUAGGAGUGUGGAGGCAGCUCUAUACUAAACACUUACCGCAGUCCAGUCUGCUGUUGAACCAUUUAUUGAAGUCUUGGAAUGUCCUGCCACCAAAGCUCCGGAAGAACCUUGAAGAAACAAUCCAGUCUUUCAGAGUGACCAAUGAGGAGAUGAGAGACACUGUUGAAUCUCAGGAGCUUCAGGAGUGCAAUAGCCUGUGUCAGAAUCUGCAGGUGAAGAUGCGUGGUCAUGGGUUCCCCUGGUCCAAACUGCUCAUGGUUCUGCUCGUGUUUGCUGCAGGCUUCAUCGCUCACGACAUAAGAUCCCAAGGCUCCUUCGCAGAUUCCACCACAGCCUUGUAUCUGCGCAACUCAGGGGUCACAGCUGUAUCUCAGCAGGCGUGGGGCAAAAUAAAGGUGUACUCUACACAAGGCUUCAGCUGGUUGGAGACAAACACUCCUCAUUAUUACUCUGAGUGUGUGCGGGUUUUGGGGCCACUAAUGGACCAAGGUUUGGAAAAAGCAAAAACAGCAGCGAUCUUCAUCUCUGAAAACACCACGCAGUUUAUUCUCUGGGUCAAAGAAAAGACACCACAGGCCAUAGAAUGGGUGAACACCAACACGCCCGACAGUGUGUUUCAGGUGUUGGCAUAUUUAAAGGAGCUCCUCCUCGCCCUCCAUCAGAAUUACAUCCUACCAGCACUGGCGUACAUAUCUGAACUGCUACAACGAGCAUGGUCCUACCUACAGGACUCUUGCAACGGUGAGGUGUCCAUAUCAUGUCUGCAGGACCACGCUUUGUCCUUCACCAACUCGACGUGGCAGCUGCUCCAACACACGACGUCAGCCAUCAAGACGUGGGCUCAGGAGCUGCUGACACGAGCAUGAUGACAUCACAGAUGCUGACUAAUUUACACACACAUGAAGUUAUACACUCGCACACACACACACUGACCCAAUCUGAGGCUGCCUUUCAGUGCGUCGGCUCCCCUCUCAAGCCGUGAUUGGACACUGUGGGGUCAGACAAACAAACUCUCACUUAAAGGACCCUUCUAUCUCUUCUAUCUCUUGUUUUGGCUACAUUUUUAAAUCAGUUUGCUGUUGUAAAGAUGUUUUUUUCUACCAAUCUUUUUGUCACUGCUGGACACAGAGGUCCUCUCUUUCUCUUUGUCUCUUUCUCUUUCUCCCUCCUUCUCUCUCUGAGUUUUCUACUGCACAUUUGAGCUGUGUCUUUAACCUUUGGGUUAAACAGAUUGUGUAAUUUAUAGAACAUGUAGGUUUGUAGAUGAUUUAUAAAAACCAUUUUUAUUUAAAGAUAUAAAAAAAAGUGUUAUGUGAAAACUUGGUAAAGGGCAGAGAAAAGACCAAAAAAGAUAUUCCAGACUUCUCAAAGCCACUGAAGACCUCGUCCGCUAACUUCUGAGGGCCACCUCGUCUCCCAUCAAACCUGAGAAUCUGUCCAGUGGGCGGCUCACAAUGUAAAGCCUCCAACAGGAAAGAUAUUGUGAAGGGUCAUGUCUGCUGGUGGAUGGACUCCUUCAGAAGAUUUUGAGUUGACAGCAUAACUCAACAGGCGUCUCACAUCAGUCCAAAUGGUCCAGAAGAAUAAAUCUACCUGCUGUCUUGUCUGUCCUGCACAUCUCCUCGUCUCGUCAUUGCUGCUCUGUCACCUGUCCGCUGUUUCUCCUGCUUUUUCAUUAGCCAUCACACCUGAGCUAAAAGCAGCAGUCGUGUACUCAUACUUGAAGGCUGAUGAUUUUGUGCGCGUGUGUGUGUGUGUUUGUGUCUGCGUGGAUCAACAAGUUUAUUCUCAAUAAUGGGAACAUGAUUAACCCCGUGCCAACGUCCUCCUGUACGCUAGAAUAUGACUAAGAAAGAAUAAACCCUCGUGUGGGCAAGGCAAACAUUUCUGACCAGCUGAUUCACUAACCCUUCCCCGUAAACAAGAUGUUUGGAUGGAUAUGGCAAUGACUGAUGUCUUACUUUGUAAUGUAAAUGAUUUAUAAUAAAGAUUUCAACCCCA